AUGACCCAGCACCAGCGCCUUACAACGGUCUUCUCAGGUGUGACUGGUAUCCCCGCCUUGGCAGUUUUGUGUGAAUACGAUACGGUAAUCGUCGUCGACGACUCGGCGUCCAUGAUGUGGGAAAAUAGAUGGCAGGAGACCAAGAUUGCGCUCGGGACCCUUGCGGAGAUAGUGUCUCAGCUCGACACGGACGGCAUAACGAUAUGUUUCCUCAACAGCGACGUGAUCAAAAAUAAUGUCACGGACUCGCAACAAGUGAUGGAAGCAUUCGAAGAAGUGAGGCCGAGCGGCGCGACACCUUUGGGAUCGAGGCUGGACCAACUAUUGCGCGAAUACACGAGGAAACUGAAGACUGCUCGCGCUGUUGGCGUACCCAAGAACGUGAAACCUAUCAAUUACCUCGUCAUCACCGACGGGGAGCCCUCUGAUGACCCCGUGGAUGUGAUCAAACGCUACGCAAAAGAACUCGACGAUGGAAAAUAUCAUCUCAAACAGGUGGGGAUUCAGUUCGUCCAGGUCGGCGGGGACGAAGAUGCCGCGGAAUACUUGAGGGAACUGGACGAUGGUCUGGAACUCCAGUCCAGCCGAGAUAUGGUGGACACGACGCCUUUCGUCGACGGCGAACAUCUCAAUGCUCCCAUGUUGACGAAGAUCCUCCUCGGAGGCAUCAAUCGUCGUGUUGAUCGUCUGAGCAACGAAAAGGCUGCCUGA
Messenger RNA from Stereum hirsutum FP-91666 SS1, 711 nucleotides. RefSeq lists its product as uncharacterized. NCBI's taxonomy places the organism in Eukaryota, Fungi, Basidiomycota, Agaricomycetes, Russulales, Stereaceae. The coding region runs from base 1 to 711 and encodes 236 amino acids. The transcript is spliced from 7 exons. The record is from RefSeq and is a predicted model, not a curated record.